AUUGUGUCCAAUUAAAAAAAUUUUUUUAUUAACCUAGUAUUUGUUUUUUGUCUCUGUAUAGUUCUUACAGCUUCAUUCCCAGGUAUUUCUACUCAGUUCAGAUGAAAGUACAGUUAGUCUAUUGAAGAACGGUUCUCUCCAGGCUGAGUCUGAUUUCCAAAGGAAUGAUCAACAUAUUUUCAAGACACUUACUUCAGAAUCCCCAGGAUUAAAUGAUAGAACCUCCUGUCCCCACUGGUUUGACAUAAAUGAUUCCAAAGUCCAACCAAUCAAGGAAAAAGAUAUUGAACGGCAGUUUCAGGGUAAAGAAAGUGCCUACAUGUUGUUUUAUCGGAAAUACCAGUUGCAGAGACCCCCAGAAGCUCGAGCUAAUCCAAGAUACGGGGUUCCAUGUCAUUUGCUGAAUGAAAUGGACGCAGCCAACAUUGAACUGCAAACAAAAAGGGCAGAAUGGGAUUCUACAAACAAUAAUUUUGAGUUGCAUCUCCACCUGGGCCCUCAUUAUCAUUUCUUCAAUGGGGCUCUGCACCCAAUCGUCUCUCAAGCAGAAAGUGUGUGGGAUUUAACCUUUGAUAAAAGAAAAACUUUAGGAGAUCUUCGACAGUCAAUAUUUCAGCUGUUAGAUUUUUGGGAAGGAGAUAUGAUUCUUAGUGUGGCAAAGUUUGUACCAGCAGGACUUCAUGUUUACCAGAUGCUUGAUGGGGAUGACCUGAUGCUGUGUGAAAUGGAGAUUGCAGACGGGGAAGACCUCUUUGUAUGGAAUGGGGUGGAGGUUGGUGGCAUCCAGAUUCCAACCGGGAGUGACUGUGAACCUCUGCUCUUAAAUGUUCUUCAUUUAGCAACAAGCAGCGAGGGGGAAAAGUGUCAGCAGUUGGUAGAGUCUCCACACGUCUUUCCAUCCAAUGCAGAAGUGGGUGCUGUGCUCACUGCCCUGGCAGUGCCCGUGGGUGUCCUCUUCGUCAGCGCCACGGACCCUGCCGGGGAAGAGAACUGGGUCGCUGUUCCCAAGGAAGACCUGAAGAAGACGUUCAGAGAGCAGGGCCUCAGGAACAAGAGCUCGGUUCUCGUUCAGGAUUCUAGAGAUGAUAACAGUUUGUUGCUCAAACAAGGGAAAUGGUUCGCUGGUAUGAAUGAGAUCAACUGGCUCCAAGUUCAAAAUUUAUGUGAAUUAGAAUCCGAAGAGAAGCAAGUUAAAAUAUCAGCAACUGUGAACACAGUGGUGUUUGAUCUUCGAAUUAAAGCCAUAAAGGAACUAAAAUUAAUGAAGGAACUAGCUGAGAACAGCUGUUUGAGACCUAUUGAUAGAAAUGGGAAGCUGCUUUGUCCAGUGCCAGACAGUUACACUUUGAAGGAAGCAGAACUGAAGAUGGGGAGUUCACUGGGACUGUGUCCUGGAAAAGCGCCAACUUCCUCUCAGCUGUUCCUGUUUUUCACUGUGGGGAGUGAUGUUCAGCCUGGUACAGAGAUGGAGAUCAUAGUAGAAGAAACAAUAUCUGUGAGAGAUUGUUUGAAGCUCAUGCUGGAGAAGUCUGGCCUACCGGGAGACACGUGGCAUUUACGAAAAAUGGAUUGGUGUUACGAAGCUGGAGAGCCUUUAUGUGAAGAAGACGCAACCCUGAGAGAACUUAUGAUAUGCUCUGGAGAUACUUUGCUUUUAAUUGAAGGAGAACUUCCCCCUCCGGGUUUCCUGAAGGUGCCCGUCUGGUGGUACCAGCCUUGGGGGCCCAUGGGUCACUGGAAGAGUCAUCCGGACCAGAGGACCGGUACCCCUUCUCCAGGUGGGGUCUGGAGGGCUGCUUCCACCCAAGGCGCUCCUGGUGACCUGCACGGGGAGGUUUCCCUCCGCUACUUGGGGGACCUCGAGAUCUCCGAAGAUGCCACCCUGGCAGAGCUGAAGUCCCAGGCCAUGACCUUGUCCUCCUCCUCGGAGUUCGUCAUCCCCUCCCCAGCCUUCCUCAGAGCCUGGACCGUGGAGAGCCAGCGCCCCGGCAGGCUUUUACGAACCAACCGGCAGCAGCUCAAGGAAUACAGACUGGGAAGGAAAACUGAGGUCUGCUUAGAGCUCCUUCAGAAAGAAGAAAAUUUGGGCCCCCAGGACGUGGUGCUAAGGACGCGGAUGCGCCUCCCCGGCGAGAGGGCCUACGCCCCGUGCGUGGACCUGGUGUGGGACACGGCCCGAGGCUGGACGGCUGGCUCCCUGAGGCAGCGAGUCGCCCACUUCUGCUCUCUUCCCGCGGAGAAGAUUGAAAUUGCCAAGUACUUCCCCGAAAAGUUUGAGUGGCUUCCGAUAUCGAGCUGGAACCAGCAACUUACCAAGAGGAAAAAGAAAAAGCAAGAUAAUUUGCAGGGGGCGCCUUAUUACUUGAAAGACGGAGACACAAUUGGUAUUAAGAAUCUCCUGGUUGAGGAUGACGAAGACUUCAGUACAGUCGCAGAUGACCUGGGAAAGAAAAGCCAGGAAGCCCUUCGUGUGCAGAGCAGUGACCUUUCCUCCCAUGCCAGGACGCCCGGCCGGCCCCGUGCCCCAGAAGCUUCUCUCUCCAUCCACGUGGGGAGUUUCAGAUAGCGCGGGGGGCGGGGGGCGUGCGGGCAGGCGUGGCGGUUUUCUGCCUUCUGCAGACACGGACUCCGAGUCCUGCCCUUCGUCACCAGCAGGGGCCUUCCCGCCUCAGGCCAGCCAAGUGCACGUUAUCCGGGGGCUGACCCCGACCCCGGCCGCCGUUCGUAGAAGAAAACUCGCUAGUUUUGCAUUAACCGCGGGCACGGAUAAAAUGGCACAGCGCUGAGCCCGGACCCGUCUGCUGCGUGAAGCCCGCACGUUGCCCCUUCCGGGCCUUACCCUGCUCGCGGGAGGCCUGGGGGCCUGAGCGGACGACGGCUCCCGGCGGGCGGGCUGUUUCCGGCCCCUCGGCGCGCCAGCCCCCUGCGGUCUGAGUGGAAACGGACUCUGAAGCCCCCGCCGCCUUUCCAGCUAAAGGAAGGGGACGCACGGCUCGGUGCGUCCUCGGCUGCAGCUGCGCGGCCGGCGGCCGUGACCGCAACGUUCUGGCCGCCUGCACGCGCCGCGGCCUCUCGGUGCCUGGAGGCUCGGUGGUGGCGGACGAGCCAGCGUGGCCUGAGUCGCCUCCGCGCCGGAGACAAGACGUACACCGGGACGGUGUUCCUCCCCCCGAAGCACGGCCCGCACCUAUUCCCGGGCCGGCCGACGGCGCCGGGGGGGGGCUCACGGCCUCAGAGUCCGGCCGGGCCGCAAGCAGGGCUCCUGGCGGGGAGCUCUUCGCUCUCCUAGGCCGGGUGAGGCUUCCGAGCCGGCAGGACAGCCGUGAACCGGUCUCGGCCGCGCCACGGCUCCGGCGGGCGAGGUGCGCGUGGUGGCGCCCCGGGUUGAAGGGCCGCGGCCGCGGGGGGCGGGGUGCAAGCCGCCCGGUGCCUUUACUCUGACCGAAGCCCCUCGGUCUGCCCCUUCGUCUUACGGAGGCCAAGCUGUGAAGCACUCGCCGGAGGCCGCGCCUCCAAGGACCCGGCCAGGAGCCUCAGGCGGCUCUGCGCGCCUUCGCUGUGGGCAGGGGUGGGGCUCGGGGGGGCUCUAAGAGUUUGUUACACCUUAGGUUUUCGGGUCGUGGUCUCCCCGUUUCUGCACCAACUGUUGCACGUUCUCCUGGGCUUCCCCCCCCGCCCCCAAGUGCACUUCAGAUGCUAAAUAAACGUUUAUUCUUCAGAAAUACCAUA
Molecule: messenger RNA, 3729 nt
Organism: Leptonychotes weddellii (Weddell seal)
Lineage: Eukaryota; Metazoa; Chordata; Mammalia; Carnivora; Phocidae
Source: RefSeq, a predicted model, not a curated record